Molecule: messenger RNA, 951 nt
Organism: Sciurus carolinensis (gray squirrel)
Lineage: Eukaryota; Metazoa; Chordata; Mammalia; Rodentia; Sciuridae
Product: olfactory receptor 56A4-like
Exons: 1
Coding region: 13-951 (312 amino acids)
Biological process (GO): G protein-coupled receptor signaling pathway
Cellular component (GO): membrane
Molecular function (GO): olfactory receptor activity; G protein-coupled receptor activity
Source: RefSeq, a predicted model, not a curated record
AGAACACAGUGCAUGGCAGCACAAAGCAACAACUCCUCUGUUCUAGUCUCUGAAUUCCUCCUCAUCUGCUUCCCUAACUACCAGACUUGGCAGCACUGGCUGUCUCUGCCCCUCAGCCUGCUCUUCCUCCUGGCCAUGGGGGCCAACGCCACCCUCCUGAUCACCAUCCGCCUGGAGGCCUCUCUGCAUGAGCCCAUGUACUACCUGCUCAGCCUCCUCUCCCUGCUGGACAUGGUGCUCUGCCUCACCGUCAUCCCCAAGGUCCUGGCCAUCUUCUGGUUUGACCUCAGACCCAUCAGCUUCUCUGCCUGCUUCCUCCAGAUGUUCAUCAUGAACAGUUUCCUGACCAUGGAGUCCUGCACUUUCAUGGUCAUGGCUUAUGACCGCUAUGUGGCCAUCUGCCAUCCACUACGGUACCCCUCCAUCAUCACUAGCGAGUUUGUGGUCAGGGCCGCCAUUUUUAUCAUGGCCCGGAAUGUCCUCCUUACUAUGCCUAUCCCCAUACUGUCUUCCCAAUUGAGAUACUGUGCAAGAAUUAUUAAGAACUGCAUCUGCACUAACAUGUCUGUGUCCAAACUGUCUUGUGACGACAUCACCUUCAACCAGCUCUACCAAUUUGUGGCAGGCUGGACACUGCUGGGUUCUGACCUCAUCCUUAUUAUUCUCUCCUACUCCUUUAUCUUGAAAGUUGUGCUAAGGAUCAAGGCUGAGGGUGCUGUGGCCAAGGCCCUGAGCACAUGUGGGUCCCACUUCAUCCUCAUCCUCUUCUUCAGCACAGUGCUGCUGGUUCUGGUCAUCACGAACCUGGCCAGGGAGAGGAUUCCCCCGGAUAUCCCCAUCCUGCUCAACAUCCUGCACCACCUCAUUCCCCCAGCUCUGAACCCCAUUGUUUAUGGUGUGAGAACCAAGGAGAUCAAGCAGGGAAUCCAGAACCUGCUGAGGAGGUUGUAA